Molecule: messenger RNA, 3110 nt
Organism: Rhincodon typus (whale shark)
Lineage: Eukaryota; Metazoa; Chordata; Chondrichthyes; Orectolobiformes; Rhincodontidae
Gene: hoxb3a
Product: homeobox B3a
Exons: 7
Coding region: 991-2175 (394 amino acids)
Biological process (GO): regulation of transcription by RNA polymerase II
Cellular component (GO): nucleus
Molecular function (GO): DNA-binding transcription factor activity, RNA polymerase II-specific; RNA polymerase II cis-regulatory region sequence-specific DNA binding
Source: RefSeq, a predicted model, not a curated record
UUGCAGUAUUCUUUUGGCCACCGUACCUUGGGUCGGUCCUGUGUCCUCCUCAGGGCUUCUAUCGGUUUUUUUUGAAACUUUGAUAGUUACUAUUGGAGGUGCAAACACAUAUAUCGGUAUAUGCAGACACACACACACACGCACACAAAGUAAACAAGACUUUUUUUGUAAUCUACCACUUGUCUGUCGAUUGGGAAUUUCAGCAAUGGAUGGAGUGGCGCAAAUCUCAGUGAUGUGGAUGAUAUCAUUUUUCAAAGAGGCUCGAAUUCCGAUUUCCGUGUAAAUGACUGAUGCAUAAAUCCAGCUAGUCUGCGGCCGCGGGUUAACCGACGGCUAUCAGUUUGGGACAAUAUUGCUCGCGAAAUAACAAAUCGCGCUAUUUCCAAAUUGAGCAAGCGAUGAUCGAAGCAAAACCACAGAUGCUGUUGCAAAGACUGUAAGCGUAUAAUGUGGCUAGCCUUCCAGAGGGAUCGAACAGGGCUCCUUUACCAGACCCGUAGGCUCCAAAAUCUUUCCUGACUACAGUUAAAAAUCUGAUGUAACUGUACUGCUCAAGCAAAUCUGGAUGGCUCGUCCCGGGGAAAAGUGGUGUGCGACCUGGAGAGUCCUUUAAAAAUAUGAGCAGAGCGUGGAAUUUUUCAGUCACAUCGCAAGAUUGUCUCUCAACCAUGCUUAAAACUCGUAAAAAUGUUCAGAAUUGGAGAACGGAAAAUGCUGAAAGGAAAGUCUUGGUUCUUUAUAAAGACCUUUUCAGCAGCUGCACCUUGGAUCGAGAACUAGCAGCACUACGGCGAAUUUGGGAACUCCUGCUUAUCGAUUGCGUGGUGAAUCUGAAAUAUUAUGUCUUGCUCUGCUUCUAUCGUCAGUGGCUAAGGUCAACUGCCAGGAGGCUAUUGGAAGAGAACGUCACGUGAAUUGGGGUGCCAAUGUUAUUCGAUAAGGGUGUCAGGACCCUGACAGUUUGUGAAAUAAAUAUUGGGAAACUGCGAGAUGCAAAAAACGACAUACUACGACAACUGUACUCUAUUCAGUGGAUACACAUACCAGGGAGCAAAUGGCUUCAGCUAUGAAGUGGCGCAGGAACCCUAUCCACCAUCUUCUCACGUUGAAAGUGAUUUUCAGAGGUCGGCCUGUUCCCUUCAGACAGCUGGCACUAGUGUUCCACAUCCCAAAUCUAAAGACAUCAAUGGGAGCUGCAUGCGUUCGAAUCUCCCCGAGCAUCGCCAACGUCCACCUGUCUCACCCCCUCAAAACCCCAGCAGCAACUCGACACAACCAGGUACCAGCAAGACUCUGCCCAAGUCUUCCCACACGUCCACUCCCAGCCUCACCAAGCAGAUAUUCCCGUGGAUGAAAGAGUCACGGCAAAACUCCAAGCAAAAAAAUAACAACUGUCCCAGCACAGCUGAAAAUGUCAGUGGGGACAAAAGCCCGCCGGGUUCUGCCUCGAAGCGAGCGCGCACUGCCUAUACCAGCGCGCAGUUGGUGGAACUGGAGAAAGAAUUCCAUUUUAACCGUUACCUUUGCAGACCUCGCCGAGUGGAAAUGGCGAACCUGCUGAACCUCAGUGAACGACAGAUCAAGAUCUGGUUUCAGAACCGCCGAAUGAAGUACAAAAAGGAUCAAAAAACGAAAGGCAUGGUGAGUUCUUCCGGAGGACAAUCGCCCACGGGAAGCCCCCCGCUUCCCGUCCAGGCCCCUACCGGAUUUGUCAACGCCAUACAUCCGCUUGCGAACAACUCUGCCUAUGACGCCCCUUCACCGCCGCCUUUCAAUAAACCUCAUCAGAACGCUUAUGCUAUGACCACAAGUUACCAAAACCCGAUGAAAGGUUGCCCAGCUCAGCAACAGAAAAGAUAUCCUGGGACAGCUCCUGAAUACGAUCCCCAUUCGCUACAGGGGAAUGGCAAUUAUGGGACACCAAACUUGCAGGGUAGCCCUGUAUACGUUGGCGGGAACUAUGUGGAUUCUAUGUCCGCUUCGGGGCCUUCUCUCUUCGGCCUCAAUCAUCUUUCUCACCCUGCAUCUUCAAACAUGGACUACAACGGUGCUGCUCAGAUGACUCCCAAUCAGCACCAUGGACCUUGUGACCCACAUCCAACCUACACAGACCUUACAUCGCAUCAUCCUUCUCAGGGAAGAAUUCAGGAAGCCCCAAAGCUGACCCAUCUGUAGCAGGUCCAAGCAGGAGCUUUACUGAGAGAAGUAAACAACAAGUCACCCUUUCCUUUUCUCAUGAUAGGUUUUUGACCCACUCCCUUAUUGAUGUUUUUUCAAUCAUGUAUACUGACUUGUAUUAAUAUAUGUUGCUUAUGUUAUCCCUUCACAGAACUAAGCCCUCCUAUAUAGAGUAUACCAACUGCGUUCCACUGUCCCUUCACCCCACCCCCACCCUUACCAUCCUCCCCUCUCCAUUACAGUCUUUAGGAUUCAUUAAACUUUGUAAUGCAAAAUCCUAGAGGUUGUACAUUUAUUUUUUGGACUCAACGUGAAACAGGGUAAAUGAACAAAUCUUCUGUCCUUUGAAAAAAAAAGCAAAAGUGAAGACAUUUUGGGUAUUUGCUGAUGCUGAAUUUCCUUUGGACACCUGUAUUGCACUUAUUGUUUACAUUUCAAUGGGUGAAACAACUCAUAAGAGGCAAGCAACUCCAACCCGGCCUUGAAGGAAUCUUAAAACUGAGUAGCUGGUGCGUCUUUCAAUAUGUGUCUAUUCUGGUGAACAUGCAGAUAUAUUUAUUGAUUAUGCCAGGAAAAUAUUUCUUCUUUUUUGUAUUAUUUAUCCCCAACAAUACGUAUUUAUAUAAAAAAAUUAAAAUCUGUACUUUUUAGUAUUUACCUGUCGACACAGUUGUAUUCAUGUCACUGUAAACAAGUUUAUUUUAGUUAAUGUAAACUAGAACAAGAAUGUAGUUUUCUGCUACCAUUGUACCUACAAAUAAUGUAGUUAUAUUGAAGGCAUGGGAACAGAAUUGGGCAGUAAUUGUAUAGUCAUGAUUUAGAAAUAUAUAGCAAAUCCUCCUUUUCUGACACUCCUUGCCUUCUUCGUAGUUAUUUUCCUUGCUAAGAGUUGUCUGUCAAACAAUUCUGGAAUAAAUCUCCUGUUAACAGAA